Suncus etruscus (white-toothed pygmy shrew) is the source of this 2293-nucleotide messenger RNA. RefSeq names its product MYB proto-oncogene like 1 (gene MYBL1). NCBI's taxonomy places the organism in Eukaryota, Metazoa, Chordata, Mammalia, Eulipotyphla, Soricidae. The transcript has 16 exons. The record is from RefSeq and is a predicted model, not a curated record. Gene Ontology annotation, biological process: regulation of DNA-templated transcription. Gene Ontology annotation, cellular component: nucleus. Gene Ontology annotation, molecular function: DNA-binding transcription factor activity, RNA polymerase II-specific; RNA polymerase II cis-regulatory region sequence-specific DNA binding. The coding region runs from base 14 to 2275 and encodes 753 amino acids.
CGGGGCUUGAAGGAUGGCCAAGAGGUCGCGCAGUGAGGAUGAAGAUGAUGAUCUUCAAUAUGCUGAUCAUGAUUAUGAAGUACCACAGCAAAAAGGAUUGAAAAAACUCUGGAACAGAGUAAAAUGGACAAGGGAUGAGGAUGAUAAGUUAAAGAAAUUGGUUGAACAACAUGGAACUGAUGAUUGGACUCUAAUUGCUAGUCAUCUUCAAAAUCGUUCUGAUUUUCAGUGCCAACAUCGAUGGCAGAAAGUUUUAAACCCAGAAUUGAUAAAGGGUCCCUGGACUAAAGAAGAAGAUCAGAGGGUUAUUGAAUUAGUUCAAAAAUAUGGGCCAAAAAGAUGGUCUUUAAUUGCAAAGCACUUAAAAGGAAGAAUAGGCAAGCAAUGUAGAGAAAGAUGGCAUAAUCACCUGAAUCCUGAAGUAAAGAAGUCCUCUUGGACAGAAGAAGAGGACAGGAUUAUCUAUGAAGCACAUAAGCGGUUGGGAAAUCGUUGGGCAGAAAUUGCCAAACUACUUCCUGGAAGGACUGAUAAUUCAAUUAAAAAUCAUUGGAAUUCUACUAUGCGAAGAAAAGUGGAACAGGAAGGUUACUUACAAGAUGGAAUCAAAUCAGAACGGUCUUCAGCGAAACUUCAACACAAACCUUGUGCGACUAUGGACCAUUUGCAAACCCAGAAUCAGUUUUACAUACCUGUUCAGAUCCCAGGAUAUCAGUAUGUGUCACCUGAAGGCAAUUGUGUUGAACAUGCUCAAACUUCUGCUUUUAUCCAGCAGCCCUUUGUUGAUGAUGAUCCUGAUAAGGAAAAAAAAAUAAAGGAGCUUGAACUGCUUCUUAUGUCAGCUGAAAAUGAAGUUAGAAGAAAGAGAGUUUCAUCGCAGCCUGGAAGCUUUUCUAGCUGGUCUGGGAGUUUCCUCAUGGAUGAUAGCAUGUCUAAUACUAUAAAUAGCCUUGAGGAGCAUACUAGUGAGUUUUACAGUAUGGAUGAAAAUCAGACUGUUUCUGCUCAGCAGAAUUCACCCACAAAGUUCCUAGCUGUAGAGGCAAAUGCUGUGCUGUCCUCUCUACAGACCAUCCCAGAAUUUGCAGAGACUCUAGAACUCAUUGAAUCUGAUCCUGUAGCAUGGAAUGAUGUUACCAGUUUUGAUCUUUCUGACGCUAUUGCUUCUCCUGUCAAGUCCACCCCAGUUAAACUAAUGCGAGUUCAACACAAUGAAGGAGCCAAGGAAUGUCAAUUUAAUGUCAGUCUUGUACAUGAAGGGAAAAAAAACAGUUGUAAUGGUUCAAACAGCGGUUCAGAGGUUGUUCCUUUAACAUCUCCAAGUGUGGCCAAAUUUAGCACUCCACCAACCAUUCUCAGGAAAAAGAGAAGAAUACGAGUGGGCCAGUCCCCAGGCAGUGAACUUAGCGAUGGCUCAUUCAAUGAUGGCUGUAAUACAGCACUGAAACACACACCGGUGAAAACACUACCAUUUUCUCCUUCACAGUUUUUUAACACAUACCCUGGAAAUGAACAGAUUAACAUAGAAAAUCCUUCAUUUACAUCGACCCCUAUUUGUGGGCAGAAAGUUCUCAUUACAACUCCUCUUCAUAAGGAAACAACCCCCAAAGAUCAAAAGGAAAAUGUGGGAUUUAGAACACCUACUAUUAGAAGAUCUUUAUUGGGUACUACACCAAGAACUCCUACUCCUUUUAAGAAUGCACUUGCUGCUCAGGAGAAAAAAUAUGGGCCUCUUAAAAUUGUGUCACAGCCUCUUGCCUUCUUGGAAGAAGAUAUUCGGGAAGUUUUAAAAGAAGAAACUGGAACAGACAUAUUCCUCAAAGAGGAAGAUGAACCCACUUACAAAAGCUGCAAACAAGAGCAUACUGCUUCUAUAAAGAAAGUGAGAAAAUCAUUAGUCUUAGAUAACUGGGAAAAAGAAGACGCAGGUACUCAACUAUUGACUGAAGACAUUUCAGACAUGCAGUCAGAAAAUAUAUUUACAACAUCUUUAUUAAUGAUACCAUUAUUGGAAAUACAUGACAAUAGGUGCAACUUGACUCCAGAAAAACAAGAUAUAAAUUCAACCAGCAAAACAUAUACAUUUAAUAAAAAGAAACCAAACCCUAACACUUCCAAAGUUGUCACAUUGGAAAAGACUUUUCAGUCGAAUUGUGAAUGGGAAACUGUGGUUUACGGGAAGACAGAAGAUCAGCUUAUCAUGACUGAACAAGCAAGAAGAUACUUGAGUACUUACACAGCUUCCAACAGCACUUCAAGAGCUCUAAUAUUAUAACUUAUUAAAACUGAUGAA